AUGGCUCAAGACAUUCACACCCUUCACUACUCACCCGAAGUGCAAGCCUUCCCUAAAGGGUUGGGAAAUGCUGUCAAAUAUGUCGGUGAGGGCAUGGCAAAUGUAGUCUUUAGCUUCCCAGAGGCUCAGGACUCGAUGCGUGACUUGCUCAUUCGAGUGCCCAAAGACGUGACAGGAGAUCAUGAGGAUAUCCACAAGCACUGGUGUGAGAACGUUUAUCCGUUGUUUGAGCCGAGGGAUCUAGUCCCUCAGUAUCUUGUCAAGAUUGAGGGACAAGAUGCCAUACUUGACAGGCUGAGAAGUGAACUCGAGGCUGCCGAAACCAAAGGACAACGCAAAUCAAAGAUGAAGGGGACUAAGAUUAAAAUUGACCUUCGUACUGCGAUGCUGAUACAUGACAUGCGCCCAAGGAACCACGAUGAAAUACUCAUAGAGUUCAAGCCCAAGUGGCUGGAGCAGUCACCCACUGCGCCCAAGGAUGCCGCCAGAUGCCGCAACUGCGCGCGAGAGGCCUUCAGGAACAACGAAAAGGGCACCAGCGACUCGAUUCUCUGCCCUCUGCGCUUUAUGGACAGAGCCAGCGAAGGGUCGAUGGCACGGGUCAAGGAGUUCAUUACCAAAGGUCUGGAAAUUCCAUCAGGCUCACCGGCGGCGAUCACGCUGGAAAAUUGGCUUCGGGAAAACACUCUGCUCCCGCAUCUCCACGAUGCCCAAGUAUCCAAUGAUAGCACUGGUGUCUUGGAACCCAAGGACCAGUUCAAGCUGGGUCUCGCCAUGACGCUACGCGAUUGUACUUGCUACGUUCGCUUCUCUCGCCAGGGUAGUAGCACUGAUGAGGUCGAGGCUCGACUGGGGGAUUUAGACCUGAAGGACCAGACGACCAAACUUGACUACUGGAGGGACAUGGAGCUAGAGCUGCAUGAUCAGGGCUACUAUUUGGGCAAGGAAAAGCCGCAGCAGAAGACAGACUGUUUACUGUCAUAG
This is a messenger RNA of Pyricularia grisea, 984 nucleotides long. RefSeq lists its product as uncharacterized. The record is from RefSeq and is a predicted model, not a curated record. Gene Ontology annotation, molecular function: inositol-1,3,4,5,6-pentakisphosphate 2-kinase activity; ATP binding. Bases 1 to 984 code for a protein of 327 amino acids. Gene Ontology annotation, biological process: inositol phosphate biosynthetic process. The transcript has 2 exons. Gene Ontology annotation, cellular component: nucleus. NCBI's taxonomy places the organism in Eukaryota, Fungi, Ascomycota, Sordariomycetes, Magnaporthales, Pyriculariaceae.